Molecule: messenger RNA, 1611 nt
Organism: Penicillium maclennaniae
Lineage: Eukaryota; Fungi; Ascomycota; Eurotiomycetes; Eurotiales; Aspergillaceae
Exons: 3
Molecular function (GO): oxidoreductase activity; copper ion binding
Source: RefSeq, a predicted model, not a curated record
UCCAUACAUGACAAACAUCUCCAUCCACAUCUCAAAGCAAAACGCGAUGUCUGCUCCGGGAACACAGCCAGCGACAGGCGAAGCUGCUGCAAUGAUGAUGUGUCUACCGACUACUACAAUGUGGUGCCCGACACCGGCGUGACGAGAGAGUAUUAUCUUGAUAUUCAAGAAGUGACAGUAGCGCCAGAUGGCUACUCUCGCACCGCCAUGGCCGUCAACGGGUCUAUUCCGGGUCCCACCAUCCAAGCUGACUGGGGUGACAAUGUCAUUGUACAUGUCACCAACAAGCUUGCGUCGGCGAACAAUGGAUCUAGUAUUCAUUUCCACGGAAUUCGUCAGAAUUACACAAGCCCCAAUGAUGGCGUUGUGUCUAUCACCCAGUGCUCAACUGCUCCGGGCAAGACCACUACCUACAAGCGGAGAGCCACUCAGUACGGUAGCUCUUGGUACCAUUCCCACAUUGGUUUGCAGGCGUACGAGGGUGUCUUCGGCGGGAUCUUGAUCAAUGGUCCUGCUACCGAGAACUACGAUAUCGACAAGGGGAUGUUGUUCUUCAAUGAUUGGAGUCACCAGACUGUGGAUGAGCUCUAUGAUUCCGCCCAGGCGAGUGGACCACCUAUGUUGGACAACGGUCUCAUGAAUGGCACGAAUGCCUACGGUGAUGAUGAUUCAACCAGCCAGACAGGCUAUCGCUUCAACACUUCCGUCAGUGCUGGAACUUUCUAUCGUUUCCGGUUGGUGAAUGCGGCGGUGGACACCAUGUUCAAGUUCAUGAUUGACAACCACACUCUUACUGUGAUGGCCAUGGAUCUCGUUUCGAUCGAGCCUUUCAACACCACUUUUUUGAGUAUUGGCAUGGGUCAAAGAUACGAUGUCAUUGUCAACGCAGACCAAUCCACCGAGAACGAGAGUUUCUGGAUACGCGCCAUUCCUCAAGAAGCAUGUUCCGACAACGACAGCGUGGACAACAUCAAAGGCAUAUUGUACUACGGCGACUUUCCUUCCACACCCUCCACAACCGCCUACUCCUACACGGACGACUGCGACGACAUGGCAAUGUCAGAUCUGGUCCCAUACCUGAAACAAAGUGCAUCUCUCCCCUACUACAACCCCAGCGAGCCUGUCACCCGAGUGUUGUGGGAUAAUCCCACGCUCCUUCAAAUAUGGAACGAUGACACUUCAUUCACGGCCGAGAGUGGCGUUGUAAAGUUAACCCGUGCAAAUGAAUGGUCCUACGUCGUCAUUGAAACCGCCUUGACCGUCCCACAUCCAAUCCAUCUGCAUGGCCAUGACUUCUUCGUCUUGGCCCAUGGUACUGGCUCAUACAGCUCAUCAGAUAUCACAACCUUGACGAACCCUCCUCGUCGUGAUGUGGCGAUGCUUCCUGGCUCAGGCUAUCUCGUCGUGGCUUUUGAGACCGAUAACCCCGGUGCGUGGUUUAUGCAUUGCCAUAUUGGAUGGCAUACCGAGGAAGGCUUUGCUAUUCAGUUCUUGGAGCGGUAUAAGGAAGCUCGUCAGUUGAUUGAUUACCAUACGUUGCACUCUACUUGUAAGGAGUGGGAUGAUUAUGUGAAUGAGAGUGCGGUUGAGGAGGAGGACGAUGGUAUUUAA